Molecule: messenger RNA, 4732 nt
Organism: Orbicella faveolata
Lineage: Eukaryota; Metazoa; Cnidaria; Anthozoa; Scleractinia; Merulinidae
Source: RefSeq, a predicted model, not a curated record
ACGAUGAGUGGGAGAAAACAGGUGAAAAUUGGACGGGUAGAAUAUACAGGAAAACUACGCAUUUCCUGUUCGCGUGCAUCCAGACAUGAAUAACCUAAACAGCUGUUUCAACGAAGUUAUUUUAAUAUUCUAUGAACAACCACAAGCUAGCUGGAAAGAAUUGCUUACAAAAUAAUUUUUACAAAAGCUAGCAGAAAGCGAAACAGGUAACAGUUGACUACAAGUUAUUCAUACACAGCGCUAUUUCGCUGGCGUGACCGCACUCCACCUUGAAAAAACUAAAAUGAAAUUAAAACGCGUGGCCAAUCGAAUAUUUCCAGUGUUUGAAAACUGUUGCCCUGCAUUGAAUUGUUACUAAUCGAAGUUUGUGUUUAAAAAGAGGGAACAAUAAUUUAAAAAUAUUUCUCAGAUGUUUACUGUACAAAUAAUCACUGACGAUUCGGAAGAACGUAAGUAAUUUGAGGAAUCCGUGGCGCCUUAGAGCUCGUGCUUGAUUUCAUGAUGUCAUUUGCAUAACUUGACAGGAGAUAUAACACGCGAGCAACAUAACGAAACAUAAUCGAUUUACAGCGAGCAAAGACAGAAAGCAAAGAAAAUUACUCAAAGAAACUAAUUUGACAGUAAAACACAUGUUCCCGAUUUUGGAUUUCAUCGAAGAGAAUAUCAUUGGGGGAAACACAAGAUUCAUAGGACCUUAUGGAGAAAAGAAAGUUAUUUAUUGUGACUACACAGCCUCUGGAAAACCUCUCAAGUUCAUCGAGAACUACAUCCGGGACUACGUAUACCCCUUUUACGCCAACACUCAUACAACGACUAGUGUGACGUCACGACAGACGACGAGAUUUAGACAAGAGGCACGUACUAUCAUCAAAAAAUGUGUCAAUGCUACAAACGAAGAUGUUGUAGUGUUUACAGGAAGUGGAACAACAAGUGCUAUUCACAAGUUAAUUCACGCUCUGCAACUGGAGGAAAGGAAGCACGAGAGACAUCUAAGCAUUUUUCCAUUCUUUCAGGUUGUGUUUGUCGGCCCUUUUGAACAUCACUCAAAUAUUUUGCCGUGGAAGGAAACUGGAGCCAAGAUUGUGCGAAUAAAUGACAAUGAAGAAGGAACAGUGGAUAUGGACAUGCUUGAGGAAAAUUUAAAGAAAUACCGUUUAGCAGAGUACAACAUGUACGUGGCGUUUUCAGCAGCUUCAAAUGUGACUGGAAUCCUGACAGACACUGUGGCUGUAGCUGAACUGUGUCACAAAUAUGGCGCCUUAUCUUUCUGGGAUUAUGCCACAGCCGGUCCGUACCUCAACAUCGACAUGAACCCAACACAGAAUGGGUAUAAGGAUGCAAUUUUUCUUUCUCCUCACAAGUUCGUUGGAGGGACUGGCACUUCGGGCUUGCUUAUCGCUAAGAAAAGUGUGUUCAAGAACCCAGUCCCUGGCGGCUGUGGAGGCGGAACAGUGUUAUUUGUGACACGUGACACGCAUUUAUAUUUAAAAGACAUUGAAGAAAGAGAAGAAGGUGGAACACCAGCUAUUGUGGAGUCAAUACGGGCUGGUAUGGUCUUCCAACUUAAACAGGUAAGUUAUGGCUUUGACCUCGUGCCAUCUUCAGAUGUAAUCAUGUUUAUAUUUCUUAUUAUAUUUGUUCUUGUUAGGAAAGCGUUUGAAGCUUUAGGUGAAAACCCAAACAUUGCUAUACUAGGAAAUGACACCGCUAGUCGGCUACCUAUUUUUUCCAUAAUCAUCUACCAUCAGGACAGCGGUAAACUUGUGCAUCAUAACUUUGUUUCUGUCCUUCUGAAUGAUCUCUAUGGCAUCCAGGCUCGUGGAGGAUGCGCAUGCGCAGGACCUUACGCACAGGAUCUGCUUGGUCUUAAUGAAUCAAUGGCCAGAAAAUUCACGUGGUUCCUCGAAAAGCAUGAAAAUGAAAGUGUGGGAGGAUUAUUAAAGGAACCAUUAGAAAUAAUGAAACCUGGCUUUGCUCGAGUCGGUCUUCCUUACUUCAUGAACGACAAACCAGUGGAUUUUGUACUAAAUGCUGUCAACAUGGUAGCUACGCAUGGAUGGAAACUGUUACCGCAGGAUAUUGCUGAGGCAGCCAAGCGAGUUUUCAACGAGGCAGUUGAUGUAAACAAGGAAAUAUCCACUAUAGAAGAAGAAGUAAUCGAGUUUACGGACGACAGAAACCAGUUAGUCUGGUUUCUGCAGCCAAAUGAAGCGCAGUUUUACUUAGCGGCAGAGACAUUGAAAUAUAAGCCUAAACCAUUUGGAAGGAACAAGUCUCCGUUUACACCAAAGCAUGGCCAUUCACCUCGGGUAUCACCGCAAAUAUCUCCAGCUGGAUCAGAUCCAGAUUUACACAUGAAUGGUCACGUGGAUGGUCACGUGGAAAGUCCGUCUGAUGAUUCUGAAGACGUUACACAGAAGCACACGUUACUCCAAGCUCGUGAGGACUGGGAUCCUAAGGAUUCUCAUAAAAAGGUCGCUGGUGGAAAAAAGAAAAGGGACGUCAUUGAAAAAAUCAAACGUGCUUUAUGUCAUGUACCUCGACACUAAACUUUUAAAGAAAUCUUCAGCGAAGGAUUAAGUUUUUAAUAGUAUCCGAAGUGUAGGAAUUGCUUCUUGUUAUUCAGAAUUUCCUCUGGAUUGGUAAUGUUCGUCAUGAGGGUCAUAAUCAGUGGAAAUAAUGAAUAAUGACAGAUUCAGUCCGACUGAAAGUUUCUUUGACAAAAUUUUAAUAUUUAAAUAAAUUUAUAUUUAUAUAUUUAUUUCUCAACCGCGUUAUAAUAAAUGGACGUUCAUAAGAACGUUUUUUACUUAGAGUGUGAGCAAGAAAUAGUGGUGUGCAAAAUAAGUUUCACCUGUCGAUGUGUGUAGAGUUUUAUUCCUAUUUUUCAGUGUGUACUUCAAGUUUGUAAGGUUAUCUAAGGUGGCAUUCGAAUACUGAUUCAAAAAUGUUUUCUCCUUCUUCCAAACUGUGUGGUCUUUUGUUAUGUAGUUUUUUGAACCAACAGAAACAGAUUAUUUCACGGUGGUGAGCUCACUAUGACGGACUCACCAAUGAACUUUUUACAUUUGUUUGUAUUAUAGUUCGUCUUUAAAUAAGAUACUUGAAAGGCAACAUACUGAGCUUAUUGUCGCCGUAUUACGUUGUAAUACUUGACGGUUUCUGAACGCAGCUCAAAGUAUAGGCGUUUAUUCAUUCGCGGAAUAAGCAGAAAAGCACUCCGCCCUUCACCUCACUUCACUCGCCCCAGUUCUUCUUGUUAUUAUGCAACUGAUAGAAAUAUAUGGAACGAAUUUACCACAGGUUAUUGCGCAGAUUUCGCGCCUCGUCCCCAGCCGGAGCUCCCGCGUUUUCCUUCAGCGGUGAACGAAUGCCCAACGCUCUGGGCGAAAGCAUACAAUCCUAGUUCCGGUUCGUUUGUACCCUUGAAUUCCAGGUGCGCCUAAGUUCGACAAUGGCUUCUCCUCACAUGCGUAGAAGGGGAGUGAACGCUGUGAUAGAUGCUGGCUCGCCUUCCAAACGAUUUUGACCUCGUAUUCUUUAGUCUUAAAUAGGGUAGGGGUUUUGGGAAGCGGGCCGCACACCCCCACCCGACUGUUCUGGGAGUACCCCUCCCCGGGCCAGAUAUAAACGUACUACCAUGCGGAAGAGUAGCCCAGGGUUUUUACGUCAGGCUUUGGCAUGUCGUUUCGGUCACACUCGCUUCUUUCUAAAGAGAGGGGGAAACUAUUUAGCUGUCAUUUAUCUACCGUGUAAGAAAUAUUUGCACAAAUCUUAUUUGAACGCCAAUUAAAACAGUUGUGGAAUCUCUUUGUUAGUGUACUAGUUCCACUCAAAAAUACGCGUGAGCCCAAAUGCCAGAAAGUUGUUCAUCCAGUGGGGCACAAAAUGGAUACAGGCUUUUGAAGCACAAGUAAAAAUAAAUAUUUCUUUAAUCGUCAACGUUUCAAAAUGCAGUUAGUGUAGAAGGUUCAGGUACUGUUGGCAGCCGGUCUUGCUUUUCUUCUCCUGAGGGCCCCACCCAUGUCUUGUCCCAAUCCCUUUUCGUCCAAAGGGUCUCGCCUCAUUCUCCCAGGCUGAUUGCGAGAAAAAAAGAGCGCCAGCGACCUACUUAAGUUCAAAGAUAUCAAUAAAAUGACCAUGAGUUCAGCCAUAUGAAUAUCUGAAUAAUUCUCCUACUGUAAUUAUGGAUAUAAGAGCAGCUAAGAGCUGUGUAAUUUUGAUGUCUGCCUUGUCUACCCACAGACUCUCUGUUUUGUCUUGAGUUCAUUGACAUAAAAAAUAACUUGCACGAAAAAAGUCUGUUGAGACUAAUGCCCACCUUGCAUUGGGGCAUACAAUAAAUUAUUACAAAUUUGUUAUACAUAAAUGAGUGAUAUUCAUUGGAGGCAGCCGAUCAAAUUACGCUUAUUACACUGGGUACCAAAGAUACUUAUCAUGCAAUUUCAUGGAAACUGCCAGUUCUUUCAUCUCAUCUCAUCUUAUUCUUUCAUAAUGCAUCUUGUUGUAAGUUAUGAAAAUUUCUCAAGUGUCCCUGACCACAAAAUUGCUAUGUAUUGUCCCCUUUUAUACUUAAAUCAAAAGUUUACAUCACCUCCAUGAUAGAUCUUCUUACACUGUAGUUCAUUACUAAUGUUUGGUGUUUUUUCUACCUUAGAAAACUGAUAAUUUGAGGUUUCUUUCAAUUUGAAAUUUAUUUGUUUAUGUAAUUUCAAAGCAAUUUUGUACUUGA